AUGACAGAUGUGAUUGAAGCACUCGAAGAAUUCGGUAUUUGUCUCGAGUCAAUUUGGCCAUACGAUAUUAAAAUGGUAAACAGGCCUCCAAAUAACGAGGCAUAUGAAGCAGCAAAGGAUCAUAAGAUCACUGAAGCUUUACAAGUCAAUAUUGAUUUAUACGAAAUGAAAUCAUGUUUAGCGCAAGGUUUUCCAUUUGCAUUCGGUUUAAAACUGUUUGCAUCGUUCGAUCAAGCUACUAACACCGGUGUUGUACCUAUGCCAAGUGCAACUGAUCGUAGUCGACAAUCACACGGAAAUCAUGCUCUAUUAGCCGUCGGCUAUAGUGAUCAAUCACAAGCAUUUAUUGUUCGAAAUUCAUGGGGAGAAGAUUGGGUGGGAUAUUAA
This is a messenger RNA of Rotaria sp. Silwood2, 387 nucleotides long. NCBI's taxonomy places the organism in Eukaryota, Metazoa, Rotifera, Eurotatoria, Philodinida, Philodinidae. The record is from the annotation of a GenBank genome assembly.